CCAGCUAGCCAGAGAACGUCGGGAGCGGCGAACGUAUGUAUGACGUAACGUUGGUAGCACUGCGUAAUCGCUUGUGUGUAUCUUAGCCCCGUCGUCUGCAUUAAAGGGGCAAGUGACAGCUCUGGGAGCUAUAUCGUUGACACUCGUGGGUGCGUAAAACAACGGCGUCGGCCUCGGGGAAGGAGAGAGGAGUCGCGUCGGAUGAGAAGAGUUGCGAGUACAGUAAAAGACAUAAGGAUUAUUCAUCGUUCGAAGGGGGGAGGGCAACGUUGGUUGAUAGAAAAAGGGUGCAAUUGAGAAAAGGAAGGGACCUAACGAGAGAGAGAGAGGGAGAGAGAGAGAGAGAGAGAGAGAGGGAGGGAGGGGAGGGAGGAAAAAGGAAAUAACGCCGAUAGAGUGUAGAAUCGUUCGUAGUGUUACGCUCGUAAAAAGAAGAACGUGUUGUUAAUGCGGAGAAAAGGACGCGGACGAAAAGGAAGGAGGAGAGAUACGGAACGAUGAUCGGUGGCGAUUCGUAAACGAUGUAAGAACUUAAACGAGUCUCUCGGAGCUAAGCGAGAGUUCUAUCUUUGAUAGAUAGAUAGAGAAAGAGAGAGAGAGAGAGAGAGAGAGAGAGAGAGAGAGAGAGAGAGAGGAAGAGGGAGAGAGAAAAGAUUCCGCGUAAACGGAAACGCAUCGAAUACGUUUCGUAUUCCGAGCGGUGUUUCGGUUCGACGACGACGACGAUCUAGAUUAGGACGACGACGACGACGACGACGACGACGACAACGACGACGACAAAAAUACUUUUAUAUCUAUGAAGGUAGAUAUAUACGUAUAUACGUACGUACGUAUGUAUUUACGUAUGUACAACGAUCGACGAGGAGGUGGACGAUGAUGCUGUCGGAGAAAUGCUCUACGGCUGUUGCGUAUCGAUCGGUAUCGUCCCGUCGAAACGACGACGAUCGCGUCCAUCGUCCCUUCUUCUUCGUUCGAACUACGACGAGAACAUCAUGUUCUUUCAAACGACGAUGCUUCACAAACUAAAAAAACUGGAAUUGACCGAGUGAAUGAAGAAAGAACGAGAGAGAAAGAGAGAGAGGGAGGGAGAGAGAGAGAGAAAGAAAGAGAGGGAUCAGAACCCGUAUGGCAUUACUAUAUAAACAUAACAUUUGUGUGUCUCGUUCUUCUAUCGUCUCUUGUCGCUUUCUAACGUAGGAAGUUUCCUUUAUAGAAAUCUAUCGAAUUUAAUUAAUUGUGAAUGACGAAGUGAAUACCCAAAGUAAAACGUUGUUACCACUGUUGUCAUUUUUGUUGUAAUAGUGAUAAUAAUAGUCAGUUCGACAAAGAUAUCGAAGAAUGAAUCAAAUGAGAGAGAAACGUUUAUGAUAAAUAAAUUGGAAAAAGGAGUGAAAGCGAGUUGGUGAUCGAUAGGGUCUUAAUUGAAACCGUAAAUUGUUGAAAUAGAUCUCGAUGCGCGUUGGACGAAUUUAAAAAAAAUAAAUAAAUAAAUAAAAAUAUAUAAACAUACAUAUAUAGAGAAAGAAAAUUAAAAAAAAAGAAAGAAAGAACAGAAGGAAAAAAGAAACAAUCUAAAGUGUUAAGGAGAAAGUGGAACGGGACGACAAAAGUGGGGAGACAAAAGAGGAUUCGGCAUGUUCUUUGCCGGUGUUAAAAGUUGGCUCGAAACAUUGGGCGGGGUGGCGGAGGAGGAGAAGGAGGAAGAGGAAAAAAAGGAAAAGGAGGAUAGAGCGCAGGAAGAGGUGAAUGUGAAGGUGGUUAAAAAGGUGGUGCUAGUGUUGACCGAGGAGCUGGAGGUGGUGUUGAAGGAGAAGGAGGAGGAAGAAGAAGAGGAGGAGGAGAAGGAGGAGAAGGAGGAGGAGGAGGAGGAGGUAUGGAAGCUGAAACCGGUCGAGCGUCGUCUCAUCACCAGGGGCUGCAGCUCACCCUGCCAUCCCCGGGAAUCUCCGGAUUGGACGUCGUGAGAGCUCUGCACCAGACGGUUAUAUCACUGCGAUCCGCGUUGGAUUCAUCGCGCGAAGAACUUCGUCGAUUGAAGGAAAGCGUCGGUGAAUUUUCCGAGGAAAAAUACGUCGAGGUGGUUGAAAGAUUGGCCCUGGAGAACCACGUCCUAAGGCGUAGGAUCCUUAGUCGAAGUACAGACUUUUCCAACGAUGCUGCUACGAGUCCGCAACCACCGCCGCCGCCAUCGCCGCAGCCGCAGCAGUCUCGUUUCGUUCCACUUCAAGUAGAAGGAGACCCUACCGAGCCAUCAUCAUCAUCAGCGGACACGGCUAGCGCCACGAUGGACGCGUCAGGGAAUAAAGUUGUCGUCGAGGAGACGGCAGAGACGAUCAGAACGAGUGGGAGCCGACGAAGUACCGGUGGUUCGAGUCCGGAAACUGAAGCUCGUGGUACGUCGGUGAUACGCCGUGUUCGAGGUGAAUUUCCGCCUUUUUCCGCGGCAACAACAGUUCAACAAGAAGAAAACCAACAAGACCAACAACAACAACAACAGCAGCAGCAGCAUUCCUCGAGAGAUGGUGCACGGUCUAGAUGUAUUCUGGGUCAGGAAGAGUCCGUUACCAGUGCUAUAGUAUCAGUGCUGUCUAAAGAAAGUAAAGAGGACAUUCGCGAGGACAUCCAGGAUGAUGUCCAGGACGAUAACGAGGGUUCAGUCGUUGUAGAUCGUCUUGACAUACCAGAGAAAGAUAGUGAAGAUUUGAGUCUUAGGUCUGUUUCCGACGGUGAUAAUUCUGUAUUCAGUGACAAUCCUGAACCUCAGUCACCGCCUCAGCAAAGACCUAUGCAACAGCAAGUUCAACAACAGCAACAUCAACAUCAACAACAACAACAACAACAGCACCAGCAUAGGCAACAGAGUCAGUCGGGUGAACAAGGGAAAUUAAACGAUCAAUCUGAAAAUGAUUCGGAGGAGCUCGAUGACAUAGAGCUGAUAUUCACGACCGAUGAUACCUGUAGGGAUCUAGGUCUUCAAGAGGAUCUCGUUUCCAUCACGGAAACCGAUGCUUGGCAACAAGCGAGUCCCGCUGGGCAACCGGUCCUCCUAAAAUAUACCAAAUCCGCUGAGGGAGAAUCUCUUGUUUGCAACGGCGAUAAGACCAGUUCCGUUGAAGAAGCAGUCUCAUCUCAAAGCUCCAGUAUCGAUCGCGAAGAGAGCGUCGAUCGAUUCGACGAGAGCUCCAGUACUAGGCUAAACAAGAUGUGGUCUCAAUGUUCUGUCCUCGUCGAAACUGAUAUCAGCAAGUGUGGUGUACUAGAGGAACCUGAACAUUCCGCUAGGCAUGCAACUAGGAGGAACACUUUGGCUGCACCUCCGACGGCUUACAGGCCAAUAAUACAUCGAGAAGCUUUGGCUGGUAACCGAAGAAAAAGUUCAGCACCUCUUCGUCCUGUAAUGGAUCGGAGUAGUGGUGCCAAACGUGAGUCAGGAGCACAAACCGACAUUUCGGCCCUCCCGGCACAAUGGCGUUCGGAAAGCUAUCUCGCACACAAAGUGGCUCACACGUUUACAACGCUUCCAAGUAAAUUCGCUUUACCGGCUGGUGUACCCGGAAGGCUCAGGUUGUCUGACAAGACACGCGAGGCAAGACGAGUGUUACUCUCGGACAUCAGUUUCACCAGCAUGGUUCCAGAAUUGUCAAGAAGUGCUGAUCAUCUCUGUCACGAUCCGCAUGCACAGACUUGCUUGGGAUCUCGUGGUUGUGGACAUCGCACACCGGAAGUAAAUCGUCGCGAAUCCUUAGGAUCACCAGCAGGCUAUUGGCCUCGUUGUAAUCCAGGAACGGCUUUACCAAGUCCUUGCGAUUGUCGUUUGUCGGCUGAUCUUUAUUCCUCGAGAUAUCGAGGUUCCUUGAGCUCGAUACCAUCACCAGGAUUAGAAGUCGUGACUGGUCCACCAAGGAGACACUCUUGGAGAGCAACAGCAGCUUCUUUCGACACAUGGAGAGUUCCUGCUGCCACUUCUACACCUAGACCGACCUGGUCCUCCAUGCCAUCUUCUCCCACUCAUGUUCACCCACCUGCAACGUCCUCGAGAUCCUCGAAGAAUGUACCAAAGAGAACACGCUCGAAAGUCACUUUUCAAGAGUGUCCAAUGACGCGUGGAAGUUUACCUAACUUGCGCUCAGACAUAGUAGGUGCGGGUGACAAUAGCGGAGAUUCAACGGAAUCGCUGAUAGACGAGGCGGAGGAUUAUUUGCGUCGCAGUAUCGAUUCGAUGCUGACUAUUUCGAGUACCAGUGCUAGUACGGAUUAUUGGAGCAGACAAACAGCAGCCAGACGAAGGAGAACUCGAAGGCAUUCCGAACCUGAUCUUGCACGCGAGUGGAUUCCCCCUCAGGAUGCGAGACCGUAUCUGCCAAAGAUACCAAGAGAUCUGAAGUUAGAUCAUCUUGUCAAAGUAAUCUCACCGGAAGGAAGAGUCCUUCAAGGUCGUGUACGAUACGUUGGUCCUGUUCCUGGUCGAGAAGAUUCUCACGUGGGUGUUGAAUUACCGAACGUUAAUGGUUCCUCCGAUGGUACUUUUCAUGGUAGAAGAUUUUUCGAUUGCGAACCUGACCGUGCGAUCUUCGUGCCGUUCAAAAAGGUGGUCUUGGCUUGGUGCACUGCCUGACCCGAUGUACCCACUUCCAAAGUAACACCGAGAAUUUUGCUCUCACAAUACACAAUGUAAAUGUGGAUACGGCGGUAUGUAUGUACAGCACACAUAAGUUUCGCUAUGACUUUUAUAGAAUGUUGCUGUGGGUAUCGUCUCUAUUCAUUUCUUCCAACGAUUUUCGUAAGUAAAAAUAUAUAUAAUUUUUUUUUCUUUUUUCAAAAAAGAAAUAAAAUCAAAGAACGUUUAGUGGACAAAAAAAAAAUCGUUGAUCGGUAUCACUUAACGUUCGUUCGAAAAUUUAUCUUAAGGAUUUAAUUAAAAGUAUCAUUGAACGAUAAAUCAUUGAUUUAAAAAAAAAAAACAAAAAAAAACAUCGUUUUGUUGAUAAUAAGCAGAAAUAUUGGAUUUAGAGAUGUUGCCAGAAAAUAUGAAAACUUCUAUAUAUGAUAUAAAUGAUUUACAUAUUUGCAAAAGAAAACCACAAUUAGACGUGCGUACACAAAGCCUACAUAAUGUAUCUAUAUUUAUAUAUAUAUACACACACAUACGCGCACGUGCAUAUAUUUUUAAAAAAGGACUCUCUCUCUAUAUUAUAUAUAUAUAUAUACACAUAGUACAUAUAGAAAAUAGUUAUCAAUAAUUGUGUAAAAAGGGAAAGAUAUCAUAUUGAAGAGGCUACAUGUGUAUUAUUAUUUAACGGAAGCUCGGAUCGAUUGUAAGUGUUUUUUUUUAGAUAUAAGUAACUCUCUUGUACAAAUAAGUUAUAUACCUUAUAUAUAUGUAUAUAUAUGUGUGUGUAUACAUACAUACAUAUAUAUAUGUAUAUAUAUAUAUAUUUAACAUAUACAUUUAUUGUCUACUCGCAAAAGAAUAAGUAACUAUAGUUACUGAUUACGUCAGAUUACGACACAAAAAAUCGCAUGCGAUGAAUUUUUUUGCAGAGACCGAUAAUUACGGCAAAUUAUGUGUAUGUUUGUAUGUAUGUAUGUAUGUAUGUACGUACGUGAAUCUUCCAGAUAAUAUAUGUCAGUCGAUCUUUUUCCAUGCUUCAAUGCCAUGAAAAAAGAAGUAAAAUGAGAUAAAUAAAUAAAAAAAUUCUCGAUUUCAAAUGACCGACAUAAAGAUUGCAUUAUGAUUAUUCGAAAAACAGUGAUAUUUUAGAUAAUAUUUUAGAUAGCAUUAAAAAAAAAAAAAAAAUAAGGAAAAAAAGAAACAUUUUUCGGUUUAUCGUUCGGAUUUUAGAAAGGUGUAAAAAAUAAAAAAAAAAGAAUAAUAUUAAUAAUAAAAUAUCGUAAUAUUCUAUUUAGACACCGAAGAUAUGAUAGAUAAAAAAAUAUAUACAUAUACAUAUAUAUAUAUAUUAUAAUAUAAUAAUAAUCUGCCGUUUAAAUUUCGAUCUCCAGGAAGUUUUUUUCUCAAAAUGGAAUUGCGUGUUCGUGCUGUGAAAGAAAUAGAAUUUCAUAUUCCGGUGCAGUAACAAGGAACAAAUAUUGUCGAUCAAAAUAAAAUAGAUAUAGAUAUAUGUAGCUCGUACUCGAGCCAUUCUCUCUUUUUAUGCAUAAUAUAAUUGAUAAUUAUUAAUAAUAUAUCACGUACCUGUAUCAUUGACAAUUAUUACAUUUUAAUGUGCUAUUUAUACGCGAAUUGUGGAUGCAACACACAGUUAUAGAGAUAUUCGAUAAUACAGGGUGGACAACUAAAAAGUUUCUAGGUGAGCCAAAAGAUCUUAGAUGAUUUUAAAAAUCAAUUACUUCUUUUCCAAACCUUUUAGGAUAACUCCUUCUUUUUUUUUUUAAGUUUUAGAUAUUUCAGUAAAAUUACAAGCUUAGUUUGUAAAACUAUAAGCCUAACUACGAAUCUAAAAUGUUUUGGAAAAAAUUAAUUGAUAUUAAAAAUUAUCGAAACAAUUUUCGCUUACCUAGAAACUUUUGGGCAAACCUUGUAUAUACACAUGUGUGUGUGUGUAUAUAUAUAUAUAUAUAUAUAUAUAUAUAUAUAUAUAUACAUAUGCAUAUAAUUUUGUAAAGUUAGAUAACGUUUCAUUGUAAAUUUUAUUUUAUUUUCUUUUAUUUAUUGUUUUUAUUUUUUUUAAUCUUUUUUUUAUGACAUCAUGGCCAUCGAAGGUCCACGGAUAACAAAAACUAAUAUGCAUUAUAAUUUAAAAAUAAUGAUCUUUGCGAGAUAGACUGUACCUGUAUAUUAUAUUGUCCAUUAAGAAGAAACGCACGAAGUGUGACGUAAGCUUUUUUUAUUACAUUCAGGCGAGUUUAGAAGAUUGCUAGGUGUGUCGAGAGAAAGAAACUGCAAUUUCUACGUCAAUGAAAUUAGAAAGAAGAAAGUUUCACCAUUUCUAUUUCUUUCAGUCGUUAUAAUUCGUAUAUAUAUAUGUGUGUGUGUGUAUUAUAUAUAUACACAUAUCCAUAUACACACACAUGUAUAUAUGCAUCCAUCUAUAUAUACAAGGUGGGCUAAAAGUUUCUAAGUGGACCAAAAGUUCCAAGGUGAUUUUAAAAAUCAAUUACUCUUUCCGAGGUUUUUUAGACUAAUCUUUCAAUUUAGGGCUUCUUACAAGCUUAAACUUGUAGUUUUACAAUAUACAAAAAAAAUUAACCUACAAAGUCUUGAAAAAUAGUAAUUGAUUUUUAAAGUCACCUAGGAACUUUCAGCCUAGAAACUUUUGUGGCCCAUUAUAUAUAUAUAUAUUAGUAGCGUUAUGUAUUAACACGAACCGUGAGUUAAAAGAACACGUACAUUCAUACAUACACACACACAUACACACAUACAUGCAUACACAUACAGAGAGAGGACAUUUUUCUCGUGUUAUAACUUUAUUUGAUCAAUCCAACUAGAAAUAUCUGCAAUCUUGCACGUUCGCAAUGCCAACCGAAACAAUUUUCGGCAAAUUAUAAGACACAAGUGAUAUAUUUCGCGUGACUCCAGGUAAAUUUAGUUAUGCUUUAUUACAUGAGAUACGAUCUUCCGGUUACACGUAUAUAACUAUGUAUAACACGCGCACACGCACAUACAUACACACACAGGCACAUAUAUAGAAGCUAUUCGCUUGCGAACUAAACUCGAAUCUGUGAUAAAGGGUUUCGCCUGAAAAUUUUCAAUAGUUUUCACGAAAGGAAUUAAAAUUACACACGGACGCCGUCUGUUUAUAAAUUAAACAUUUAAAUAUUUCAUUUUUAAUAUGCACAUACAUACACACAGACAUAUGUGUAAUACAUUUUUAUUAUUAGAUUAUUUAACAAGAGAACUUUAUGACGUCGCAUAGUGUUUUUUAAAUAACAGAAUAGAGAAUAUCGAUAUUAUUCAUUUUACACAAAAAUAAAUUACGAUGGUAUUCGAAAAUUCUCGCUCACUGACGAUUAUGAAUUUUUUAUUGAUUUAAUUAAUUAUAACUGAACACGCAGACACACCCAGCAAUAUUUGACGAUAAUACUUUAAAUAAAUAUAAACACAAAUGCGUCUUCUCUUCUCGAGUUACAUAUACAUUUUAACAUUGCCAUUAUAAAAAAAGAAAAAGCUAGUUAAGUAGUGUAUUUUACGGUUAUUAUCACUUGCUAUAAUCAAUUUUGGACGAAGAUUUAUUAUUAAUAAGUCUUUCUCUAUCUAGUUUCAGUACAACAUAUUAUUUGUGAUCGUUGCGUUUUAAGAUUUAUUAUAUCGUUAUUAUAAUUAACUUUUUUGUUUUUAUUAUUAUUAUUAUUAUUAUUAUUAUUAUUAUUUUUAUUACUAUUAUUACUAUUAUUAUUAUUCUCUCACAAAGAUUUUUACAAUUUUUAUUUGUGUUAGAUAGAAAUAUAUAUAUAUGUAUUAUAUAUAUAUAUAUUAUAUAUAUGUAUUAUAUAUAUAUAUAUAUAUAUAUAUAUAUAUAUAAUAUCUGUACAUAAUGCCAAUUUCACACAGACAUUGAGUCAUUUAUAUGUACAAUGCAUACAUAUGUAUGUAUUUGAAACGCCGAAGUGCAAAUAUUUUCCAAAGCACGUUUAAACGGACACAUCUAACGUAGCGCUGUUCAACUUCUACACAGACCAAAGGCUAAUCAAAUAAUUAUAAUAAUAAUAAUAAUAAUAAUAAUAAUAUUAAUAAUAAUAAUAAUAAUAAUAAUAAUAAUAAUAAUAAUGAUACUAACAACAAUAAUAAUAAUAAUGAUAAUGAUAAUGUUAAUGAUAAUGAUAAUGAUAAUAAUAACAAUCAUAAUAAUACCUGAGCUCAAUUUAUAAUUUACAAUUUAUUUUUUGCGACAGUAUUUUUUUUUAUUUUUGUUUUAUUUUAAUCGUUAAAAAAAGAAAAAAGAAAAAAAAAGAAGAAAUUAUAAUUUACGCGGCUAUGUCAAAAAGAAAUAAAUUACAUUAACGAGAACACUCGAGGAUGGAUUUCAUGUGCUAUGAAUAAACCACAAAAAAAUGGUGCCGCGAGCCGGAUGUGGCUUUAGUGUAGAACCACAGUUGAACAGCGCUGGUCUAAGGAAUUAGUUUUGAUAAGUCGUAAAAAACAUAACGCUACACACUGUGACUAUCUUUCUCUUGGACAAUUUUUCUUUUUUUUUUUAAUAGCAUUUAGUAAAGCGUAUAAUAUAUGUAUAUGUAAAUCAAUUUAAGAUGGAGGCACACGAUGGACCAACGCUUUAAUUACUGUUUCAAAUCAUCUUUAAAAGAUUUUUUUUUAACAAAAUUUGCAUUUACUUAUAGCGAUUCUAUUAUUACCAUUUAAAUCGAAACACACACAUACACACAUACUAACAAACACAGACAGACAUACUGAAAAUACCGUAUAAAUUUUCUUAAGGCAUAAUAAAUAAAAAAAAAAAAACACACAUACAUACAGUCAUAUUAGAAACAUCGUAUAAAUGUUCUUAAGAGUAAUAAGUAAAAAAACACACAUACAUAUACACAAAGAGAGAUAUGCAGUAUCACUGGAAAACUCCUCUAUGUAUUUUCUUAAGGAGUUUUAUGUAAAAAAAAAGAAAAAAAAAGAAAGGAAGAAAGAAAAAAGUAGAUGAAAAAAAAAGAAAUCACAAACACACAUACAUACAGACACAGCACGUUGUAAUAAAAAAAAACAUAUUAUAUUUUUUACUUGCUGCAAAAGAAGAGUCGUCGUGGGAAGACCUUACCUACGUUAAAAAGUCAAAUUUUUUCUUAACAUACGUUCGUUCUCUAUACGAUAUUUUAUCUCUUAUAUACAUAUAUAUGUGUGUAUACUACAUAUAUGUGUAUAUAUAUAUAUAUAUAUAUAUAUAUAUAUAUAUAUAUAUAUAAGUACGUACAUAUAUAUACAUAUACAUAAAAACGAAAAUGGGAAUAACACAUACUGAAUGUAAUUAAGUGGCAAAAGCAUUGUAGGGAGUAACGUUGAUCGAUGUUAAUCGCUGUAAUUACUGUUACGUUUAAAUGUUUCGAUGUGACAUAGAUAGAUAACUCUCGAAAAGAAAAAAAUAAUUAUAGGAAAGAAAGAGAGAGAGAGAGAGAAAGGAGGAAUAACGAUGUGCACUUAUACGAUCGAUUAUUAUUCUCGAUCUUAUUAUCCUCGUCGAAUUAUUGUUUCUUCGUUGAAAUAUUAAAAUAAAAUAGAAAAAAAAGAAAAGUCAAGAAAAAUCGUGUAUUCGCUGUCAUAAAUAUAUAGCAUAAGACAGCUGACGGUGUAAUAAAAAAAAAAAGCAAUUGAUUCGAAGAUUUCAUUUUUGUGAAUUGAUAGAUAAUUAUUACAUCUCUUUGUGUGUGUUCAUGAUGAUUUAGACGUUUGUUAUUCGAAGAUAACAAAAUACGACGUUGGAAAGAGAGAGAGAGAGAGAGAGAGAGAGACAGUCAGUUUGGAUCGAUAGAUCUCCUCUAAUCCUCUGUUUCGAGAGAUUAUUAAUAUAAGAUGGCUACGAUAUGGUACUUAAUGCUUCGUGAUUCGUCAAAUUGGAUGAUGCUAAGAGAGGAUGAAAAGUGACUCUCGAUGAGAUUGUUAUCACUGUACCUAACUAGAUGUUAACGUAACGAAGAGAUAUUGUCGUCACUCUACUAUUUAUUGUAUCGUAACGAUGGGUUAAUGAUCAUAAUGAUAAUGAUGAUAAUGAUGAUAAUGAUGAUAAGAACGAUAAGUAUGAUGAUGAUGAUGAUGACGAUGAUGAUGUAUCAGAAAAAUAAAACUAUUAUUACUCAAUAGAAAAUGAAUAUUUAAAA
Messenger RNA from Vespula vulgaris, 10776 nucleotides. Its product is annotated as rho GTPase-activating protein gacF-like. Gene Ontology annotation, biological process: regulation of transcription by RNA polymerase II. The transcript is spliced from 9 exons. Gene Ontology annotation, cellular component: SWI/SNF complex; nucleus. The coding region runs from base 1874 to 4615 and encodes 913 amino acids. Gene Ontology annotation, molecular function: transcription coregulator activity. Lineage: Eukaryota; Metazoa; Arthropoda; Insecta; Hymenoptera; Vespidae. The record is from RefSeq and is a predicted model, not a curated record.